Molecule: messenger RNA, 1280 nt
Organism: Chrysoperla carnea
Lineage: Eukaryota; Metazoa; Arthropoda; Insecta; Neuroptera; Chrysopidae
Product: sideroflexin-1-like
Exons: 8
Coding region: 181-1206 (341 amino acids)
Biological process (GO): monoatomic ion transport; serine import into mitochondrion
Cellular component (GO): mitochondrial inner membrane
Molecular function (GO): monoatomic ion transmembrane transporter activity
Source: RefSeq, a predicted model, not a curated record
CUAAAAUUUCAGAUAAAAAUUAUGGUGUACCAAAUUUGAAUUAGUUUAUCAAAAUUUAUCAAAAAUGUUUUAGGCUAUAAAUUUUAAUUGGGUUUUGAGAAAAUCCUAUGUAUAUUUUGAAUUUUAUAGUAUUUUUAUGAAUGCAUAUGAACAACUAAAAUUUUUAUAUAAACAUCUGAAAUGGUUAACCAAACAAGUGCACUAUCACCACCUGGACGGAUACAAGUGGUCCAAAUCAAGGCCCUGGAUCCUUUUUCACCAUUAUUUGACCAAUCUACGUAUAGUGGAAGGCUAAAGAAUUGUUUUCGUAUUACAAAUCCACGACUAUUGUUUGCUCCAGAAAGUGAAUUAUUUCGGGCUCGAUGUAUUGUUGCAAAAUUUCGAAAAAGUAUACCUUUACCACCAUGUCUAACAAAGAAGGAAUUGGUAGAUGCAAGAAUACUAUACGAGUCAUCAUUUCAUCCUAUUACUGGUGAAAAAUUAUUUGCCUUAUCACGAUUAUGUGCACAAAUACCAAUGAAAGCUUUACUUCUGGGUAGUGUAUUAACAUAUUAUGAUUAUUGUAUGUGUGCGAAUUGGAUUCCGUGGAUAGGAACACAUGCACUCUAUCAGUCAUAUUUGGCAUUGUUGAAUUAUUCAAACCGAAGCUACUCGAAAUAUAAUACAUUUAAUAUGGUAUCAUCUUUCUUGGUAGGAUCAGGCACGGCUAUCGGAACACAUUUUCUUUUAUGUAAGAUGUUAGAGGAUUGCAAACACUACUUUCUACGUCGAUAUAUUCCUCUUGUAGCGGUUAGUGCGGCAACAGCUGUUAGCAUACCUGUAAUGAGAGCCAAAGAAAUGAACGAUGGCAUUCCAGUUUAUUACAGAAACGAAAACUUUCUUGGAUUUUCAAAACGUGCAGGAUCUCAAGCAAUUUAUGAUACAACUUGUUGUCGCCUUAUGUCAAUAGUGCCAGGAAUGUUUUUAGCUCCAUUUAUUAUGAACAAAUUAUACUGUCGUGGUCUUUUCUGCCGACAUCCAUGGCUUCAAUUACCAAUAAAUAUUGCAAUAAUGGGAGGAUCUUUACUACUCUCUGUACCAUUAGCAUGUGCUUUAUAUCCACAACGUUAUGAACUGCCAAUAAAAUGGUUCGAAGAAAACAUAAAGAAAGCUGCCUGUAGAGAGCCUGUGCCACCAAAACAUGCUUACUUUAUCAAAGGAAACUAACAACUGGCUAACAAAAAUAUUUUGUGAUAAUUGAUGUGUUCAAAAAUACUAUGUAAAAUAAUUAAUAAAUUAAU